Molecule: messenger RNA, 756 nt
Organism: Medioppia subpectinata
Lineage: Eukaryota; Metazoa; Arthropoda; Arachnida; Sarcoptiformes; Oppiidae
Source: the annotation of a GenBank genome assembly
AGUAUAUUAGCGGAACCGCCGUCGAUGUGUGACACAGAUAUCGACGAUUUGAUACAACACUCUCACGACAACCAAAGCAAUGAUGACUUUCCAUCUGAAUAUUGCGAUGACUUCGAAGAAUAUGAAUCAGAUUUCGAGGAAGAAGACGAAGAAGACAACGACCACAACAGCAAACAACACACUCAACACAUAUCUGACGAAGAAGAAGAAAAAGUUGAUUCUCCUUUACAAGAUGAUUCAAAACAAGUGAAUUCUGGUCUCCAAUCAAUAGAAAACAUGCCUAAAUUUGAUAAAACUUAUCAAUCAAUUACUGAAUCUGUAAAAAGUGCUAAAAUUCGUUCAGAAGUGGAACUGAAGAGAAAUGAAGUGAUGAAUAGGAGUAAAGAACUGCUGGAAAUAAUCAAACUUGAUAAAAUAUUCUUCACAAAUGUUGAUUUGCCACCAAUUAAUUACGAUAUGUUUAUCAAGACAUUUGGUCGCAAAGACGCAAAACAAGUCUCGUGUCAGACCAUUGAUCGCGAAGAUAACGAAACACAAACCGAUUCAUUGGAAAUGUGCACAAAAUGGACACAAAAUCCUUCGGCGACGCGAUUAGUGGCCGGAAAUGAGAGCCAAUUAAACGAUAAAUUGUCUUCGAAUUCAUAUCCAAUUCCUAAAGGAGUGAACGCUUCUCUACAAACUUAAGGACAAUAAAAUGCUUGCCAUUAGCGAAGAAGUGUCCAAUUGUUUACUCGUUUUGCAACACUUUAUAUUUAU